AUGUUGCGGUGCGAUCCAUAUUGGUAUACGGGUGAAAAACCUGGCCGCUGCGUGCCGAGGACGUCAACAGACUUUCAGUGUUUGACCAUCGAUGUCUUCGGAGCAUUGCCGAGUGGUGGGAACACCGGAUCAGCACUGCUGAAACUUCAAGAGGAACAAGUGCACGCGCCGACCAUGGUGGACACAAAAAUCUUCGGAAAUGGAAGGGGCUCCAAAAACCAGGAAUGGCGGGAUGUUGCCUCGUUUCAUGUGACGGACCCACUGAACGCCAAGGAUGAACUCAGCUCAUCCAGUUCAAUCAAGCUCAAUGCCUCGCGGCAUAAAAAGCGGUGCCUGUUUGUCGUGUCGGCUUAUGCCCCAACGGACUGUAGUUCUGAUGCGGAGAAGGAUACUUUCUAUCGAGAUCUAUCCGGGCUCAUUCGACAGGCAAAAAGCACUGACAUUGUGAUCCUUGCAGGCGAUUUGAAUGCUCAAGUAGGUCGUCUGAGCUCCUUGGAAUCACAUUUGGGUGGUCGUUUCGGAGUCGAUGCUCGCCGCACAGACAACGGAGAUCGACUCCUUCAGCUGUGUGCUGAUCACGAACUGUUUCUGGCAAGUACGAACUUUCAGCAUAGACGUUCGCAUCUACGAAUUGAAAGGAUAAGCGGACUUAUUCAUAACGAACCUAUUGAGCACACCAGCACCUCCAAUAUUCACCUUUCCCCUCUGUUUGCAGAUGGUCUCACCAAUGCGGACAGUUGUAUGCCGGCCGAGGUUGGUGAAAACAAUGUUCCUCUCCUCAGUCGCGAAGUGGAAGCCGAUGAAACAUCGGCCAAACGACUCAAAACGGCGGCCUCCGAGUGUCUUACUCCGCUGGACGGGUCACUUGAUUCCAGAUUAAGCGAAGUUGUGAUCAAGCCAGAGGAUGAAACGUUGUGUCGGAUGAACGUCACGGAUGACUGUACGGUUGAAGAGCUUGUAGGAGCUGAGGAAUCCUCAACCGAUGUCAGUAGUACAAAGCCAUGUGAUUCCACACCUCGUUCCGCCAGUUUAUCGAGUUCGGCUUCCGCCAAUCUGUUUGGAUCCUGGAGGGCUGGGCAGUCUCGCGAUGAUGCGAUUCUUCUUGGUGAUUCGGAUGAUGAACAAGAAAAGGUGCAUGCUAUUUCUUGCUUUCACUUUUUGAGUUUUUAUAGCCUUGAUGGUGAAGAGGAGCCAGAAGAACCGGAGGUUGAAACGGAGAUAUGCGAACUGCAAGACGCCGCAAAUCUAAUGGAUGAAAGAGGCCGGGUUGUGUUAAAUCCUAACCGGGACUCGGAAACAGAAUGCGAAAUUUGUUUACCCCCACAAAUCGCCCGAGUGAUCAAACCACAUCAGGUUAGCGGAAUCAGGUUCCUCUACGACAAUGUGAUAGAAAACCAACAGCGAUUCGAGACUACUGAUGGAUUCGGUUGUAUUCUGGCCCACAGCAUGGGUCUUGGAAAAACUAUCCAGAUUAUUGGAUUUUUGGACACAAUUUUUCGUUACUGCAAUGUGAAACGAGUGUUGGUCAUUGUGCCGAUCAACACAAUUCAAAACUGGCAAGCGGAGUUUGAGUUGUGGUUGCCCACUGAUAGACUCAAGCAAAGCCGUUUUUGGUCUAAAGUGGCGUCGGAUUCGGUUGCAGUCACAACUGCAGACACCAACACUGCGAUGUCAUCUGGGGAAAUUACUGAGGAAUCUACAUACGACCAGCACACCUUCUCUGAAUUGUUUUCUGAGCACAGUGGUCAGGUAGAUGGCACGACUGAAAAACCGAUGGAGCAAUCAUUCGGCUCGACUGAAACCGUUCCUCUUUGCAAAUCUGAGGAAUUCGAGAGGCAAAAUGGUAUCGAGCAGCGUGGGAAUUUACGUUCGUUCAAACUGUUUGUUGUACGAGACGUUGUCAAAACGAUGACACAACGACACCAAAUCGUCAAUCAAUGGUUUGAGGAGGGAGGAGUUCUUCUACUAGGCUAUGAGAUGUUUCGUCUGCUUCUGAAUCAAAAGCGUGGAGUGACCAAGGCAGAGAUUCGUGCUUUCUCGCGGCGUAAGAAAAAGACCAUUUGUUUAGACCUGAUUGAAGAGGAGAGACGGGAAAAGAUGUUAGCAGAUUUUCACGCCGCCCUUAUCGACCCCGGUCCCCAGCUCGUCAUCUGUGAUGAAGGCCAUCGGAUUAAGAAUAGUGAAGCUUCUAUCUCCAAAGCUUUGAAGGCCAUAAAAACACGGCGCCGUGUUGUGCUUACGGGUUACCCCCUGCAAAACAACCUCAUGGAGUACUGGUGCAUGGUAGACUUUGUGCGCCCAAGCUAUUUGGGGACGAAACAGGAAUUUACCAACAUGUUCCAAAGACCAAUUGAAAAUGGCCAAUGUAUUGAUAGCACACCGGAAGAUCGCAAGGUCAUGCAAGGCCGUGCCCAUGUUUUACAUGACCUUUUAUCGGGAUUUGUUCAGCGUCGGUCCCAUGUAGUGCUGAAAGCUAGUCUUCCUCCAAAAACGGAAAUUGUGCUUCUCAUUAAACUCUCUCCUCUCCAACGUACACUCUAUGCAGCUUUCAUGAAGAGUCUCAACUCCAGCGGGCCUCUAGGGUGGGCACAAGUGAACACUCUGAAGACCUAUGCGAUGUGUUGCAAGCCAUUGUAUAGGCGUAUGCAGGAUGCUAAGAUCUGUGCAGCUCGAAUUCAGUUCGCCAGCAUUCAUGUUAAUUCCAUUUUGUCAGACUUUGUUCUGCCCUUUCGUUUACUCAAGAUUUGGAAUCAUCCAGAUAUACUUUGGCGAGCGAUGGAAGAACACAAGGAAGCAAUGGACUUCGACAUCGAAGACCCUUCCAACAGCGCUUCAUCAACAGCUUACUCUAACCGAGGUCUUACACGCAGUGCGACCACAUCUGCACUGUCCAGGCGCACCUCCUCUCAGCUUUCUCUGUCCAGUUCAGAACAAUCCACUGCAACCGAGAAAUCACCCGCCGAGACUCCCCCAGCUAGUAGCACUCUCAAUUGGCCUCCAUAUACAACAGCACAGCGAUCGCCGAAUACCGCGUUCACUCCUCCCAAUCCAUUCUUCCCCACUGUACCGCAUUCCUUACUGAAUCGGCUGACGAGCCCCCCGUCAGUCCCCGCAUACCUGUACAACCAAACUCAACAGAACGCCCCCACAGUUCCUCCACCAGGGACAUACGAUUGGGCUUCCGAUGCAGCUUUAUGGGGUCCGGACUAUAAACCUGGAAAUGUGGAACAUAGCGGGAAGAUAAUCCUUUUCUUGAGCCUUCUUGAAGGUUGUGUGUUAGCUGGGGACAAGAUUCUAGUGUUCACUCAGAGUUUAUACACACUAGACCUGUUAGAGCGUAUCCUUCGUCGUCUCCCAUUACCUGUCCAAAAGUUUUCUGAAGCGGCUACUUCAUCAACUUGUGACGGCCAACCUGUUGCACCGGGGUCCGAGUUCAAGUGCACGGAAGACUGUGAUACGGAUGCGAAAAUGUACGCAGUUUAUGAAUGUCGGUCUAUAAAGACAACUGCCACCGGACCAGAUGAAUCCAGUGAAUCGGCCAACAAUGUUUCACUGCCUGAGAUCGAUCAUCAUGGGGAGCCUGUUUCUACGAAAAAUCGUGAUAUCUGUGAAGAACAGGCAAACAGUCUUGAUGAUUCACAGUUUCUUGAAAGUGUUCUGGGGCACUCCGGGUCCGUGGUCUCCGAUGAACCAACAUCUUCAUGCGUGCCCGAAGCAACUGAGCAUCAACAGAUUACAAAGAGAGAGCCACUUUCAACGACGUUUGAGCAGGUCAAAGAGGAAGAACAACCAGAGGAGACCCUACGGUCUCUACAUUAUCGGCUGGCUUCGCGUCUGGGACGUUCGAACAAGCCUAGUGUAUGGACCAAAAAUGUGCACUAUUUCCGUAUGUCGGACCGUGUGGUUGAUGAGCUGAAUCCUUCACAACAGUUCACUCGCUCCCAGGUCGAGUUGCUUAUGUCCUUCGAGGAUAAAGAUAUGCAAGGUAUAUCACAGGAGGAUUUGCAGAACUGUUCCGAUCUCGUUGAACCUGACCCCGUAUUGUCCUCGGUAUUGCAGAAGCAUAGAUCAUGGAUUACAAAGACUCCUUUCACCCACGAAUCUCUCCUGAUUGACCGGAAGGAUUACCGUCUAACGCGAGUAGAAAAACGUUUGGCCAGACAACGCUAUGAACAGGAAAAACGUUUGAGUUUGAGUUACCAGAAAGCGCAUCUAUUCCAGUUCCAACAGAUGCAAGCACUCCAGCACCAACAACUGCUCGCGGCCGGAAUCAACCCGGCACAAUUGAACCAGUCCAAUAUCCUGUCACGUGGCAGUGGAUUCAAUUAUCGACCAACCUACACGAGUGGUAUGGCUGCCAUUGACGCUAUGCGCCAAGUUGAACGUCAGUCACAUACAAACACAGAUCAAUUACAGAACCUGUAUUUCCCGUCCACAGUUGAAAACAAGACAGUCGAGAGGAAAAUCCCCAAGGGUGAAGUGAUGGAAGUUAUACAAACUUCGAAAGGGAAAUAUCUGCGAAUCGUACGCACAGGUGAUUUGUUUGUCGUAAAGACGAGUUCACACACUCCUAGCGAUACAGAUUCUAAAGCUGACGCAGCUGCGGCUACUAGCUCUUUCGGUAAUAAUGGCGCGUCUGCGUCGACGACACCGGCCUCCGUCUCUUCUUUCGCUGCACCCACAUGUGAUUCCCGUCAAGCUGGGCUAUCGCCGCCUCGAAAUUCACAGCCAGAACUGCGCUCGCAAAACACCGAUUCGAAGACACCGGUGGAGCCGGCCAACCCAGAAAGCACGAAUAUGACUUCUCCUACCUCCGUUUCCUUCAGCAGUGCUGAUGUCAGACUGCGAGCUUUGUUCAGCGAAGCGGGAAGUCGACCCACCGUUUGUCCUCCGACAACAGUUAACGCGGUACAUGAUAGCUCAUCGGGAGAUAUGACCAAACGUUUGCCUGCAUUUUCUGCAAGUGAACCGCCCCAGACGUCAGUCUCUACAACCACCUCUUCGAUCCGAUUGCAUCAUCCGACAAAUACCAGUUCCACUUAUCCUAGCAUCCACCACAUGGACCAUGCUCCUACUACUACUACCUCUAGCAGCACUUCUGUUGCUCAUCAACCUCAUAGUGGGUCAACUCAAAAUCAGUUCUCUCUCUCCUCUCAAUCAACACAGGCCUCCAAACAUUUCGAAGCCCGCUCUCGGGUCGAUGCUUAUCAGCACCAUUUCGAUCAGCAGUACUUUGGGCAGCUGGCACAGCGCCAACAGCAUCAACAGACCUCUUCUUGGAUUUGUCCGAAUUGCGGACUCCCAGCCACCAGUUGCACAUGUAACACUCCAUCCGGAAUAGCAAAUGAUUCUGACAAAUCUGCCUCGCGAGUCUCUGCACAACAUCCACUCUCUCCCACUUCCUUCGGUCAACAAUCGAGUUGUAGUUCCUUCGCGUUGUCUUCUGGCACAACUCAACCUGCUUCUCCGAAACAAGAACGCAAAGAAUCCCGCAACAACGCCUUCGUCGGCUCCACGAAUUACGGUUCAGUAGCUACUUCUCAGUUCUAUUCACCUGAAGCCGUCAGCAGGCGACAGCAGCAGCAACAACAACAGCAAGAAUACUUGCGGGCCGCUGAAGAAGUGGCUCGCCAAUCGGCCGCUGCCUACCUGCAUUUUAACAAACAGCAGCUUUCUUCCUCACAAGGUAAUCAACACUCCUCAAUAACUCCACACCACUCACGUUCUGAUUUUAACAUAACCAGUUCGGCUGCGCAUCAACAAACAUCCUCCUCGAUCAGUGGUAACAACACUAACAAUAGUCCUGUGUUCCCCUCUAUCCCAUCCGCCCCGAACCCAGCUUCCAUGGUCCAUGACUAUUUCGCCCAGUUGACGGGUCAACCGGGCCACCAGUCAAAUAUGUUCCACCACAACAAUCCUGCUGGCAACUCGCAUCCCGUCGCUGCGGCCAUGCAGCAGUAUUUGGUUAGUAACGCGGGUGGUUCAAGUCUCGUUCAUUCAGAUAGUUCAAAUUUCUACGCGAAUCUUCCAUCUCAGCGCCAGUUCGAAUCGGCCACGCAGUCUAGUAACUAUGUCCAAGGUCCCGGGGCGACUGAGCAGCAGCAGACUAGGUCGUCCAUGGUUGGACAGCAUCUUCAACAACAGCAGCAACCAUACCAGUUCCCUCUCAUGCAGUCAAGCUCUCAGAUGCCACCGUUCGACAGACUACAAUCCCAUCGAUUGCUCCCAAACUUUCGACUUCCAUAACAGGCUAACGUCAUCGGCAAACACAGCGUCUGUCCUUCCAUUCUUAAAUUGAUUCUUUGCAUUAUAUUCUAAAUCGAACGAAUAACUAUUCUUGUAAAUACUAGUGUAAACAAGGUUGAAUCGUGACUAAUUUAUUUGAACAUCCUUAUCUGAUCCCGUUUAUGCAUCUAUCUUGUUAUCGGUCGCCAGCCGUUAAGGGGCUGAUCGGUUUUACCCCAUCUUUACAUUCACUAUGUGACCAUCUCUCAAACAAGACACGCUGCAUAAUAUUUCAGACGCAAAUAGCUCCCCUCUAACUUUGCCUCUUGUGCAGCCCUUGCAUCACCGCUGCUUUUGUAGGCGCCUCAUCACAUUAGCAACCGUUCACCGAUUAAUCUUGUAAUACCAUAUGUUUCGUUUUCCGUACUUUGUUUCAUCUCUUCCUCUGUAUACAUUCUGCUGUAAUGUUUUCAUGCUGGUGCGGAUACUAAUGCUGCUCGUAAUACUAGAUUUCGAAUGUGCGUUCAUUUGAACAAGGCAAAAGGCGGAUGUAAUCGGGUGAUGUGUAUCUUCACCGUCACCUGGUGAAGCCGUUAACAGACAGUAGCACUCAGUUGUUGAGUGUACUCAAAUGUAUAAUUGCAUUUAAAACUGAUUUUUAUAAAGUCUUGCG
This is a messenger RNA of Opisthorchis viverrini, 6898 nucleotides long. RefSeq lists its product as hypothetical. The record is from RefSeq and is a predicted model, not a curated record. Gene Ontology annotation, molecular function: ATP binding; ATP hydrolysis activity; ATP-dependent chromatin remodeler activity. Lineage: Eukaryota; Metazoa; Platyhelminthes; Trematoda; Opisthorchiida; Opisthorchiidae. Bases 1 to 6246 code for a protein of 2081 amino acids. Gene Ontology annotation, cellular component: nucleus. The transcript has 17 exons.